AGACAGUGAGACAGACCAUUUGGUGCCUGAAUGUAGCGGAGGCUGAUGCUGUGAUACUGCAGGAGAAGCAUACAGGCUCUCAUUUGAUGCAGUGAAGUGCUCCGUGUGGAAAAUCGCAAGCAAAGGUUUGCCAGCCAUGGGGAACCUCAUUAAGGUCCUUGGCAAGGAUUUAGAGAACUGUCCUCAUUUUUUCCUGGAUUUUGAAAAUGCUCAGCCCACAGAGGCAGAGACAGCCGUGUGGAACCAGGUUAGUGCCGUGCUGGAAGAGGCCCAUGGGAUACUGGCAGAGUUACAGUCUUACAAUGGAGCAGGACAAGAAAUAAGAGAGGCGAUCCAGAACCCCAAUGACCUCCAGCUGCAGGAGAAAGCCUGGAAUGCAGUCUGCCCCCUAGUGGCCAAGCUCAAGAGAUUCUACGAAUUUUCUCUCAGGCUAGAGAACGCCCUGCGCAGUCUUUUGGAGGCCCUCACUAGCCCACCUUACGCUCCCAUGCAGCAUCUGGAGAGAGAGCAGGCCCUCGCCAAACAGUUUGCAGAGAUCCUACACUUCACUCUCAGCUUUGAUGAGCUCAAGAUGACAAAUCCAGCCAUACAAAAUGACUUUAGUUACUAUAGGAGGACCAUCAGCAGGAAUCGGCUGAACAACCAGCAGUUAGAAGCUGAGAAUGAAGUGAAUAAUGAAAUGGCCAAUCGGAUGUCGCUCUUCUAUGCCGAAGCCACACCCAUGCUCAAAACUCUGAGCAAUGCCACGACUAAGUUUGUGUCGGAGAACAAGACUUUGCCAAUUGAGGACACCACAGAUUGCCUGAGCACUAUGGCCUGCGUGUGCCGUGUCAUGCUGGAGACUCCGGAGUACCGGUGCCGUUUUACUAACACAGACACCAUGCUGUUCUGCAUGCGUGUGAUGGUGGGCGUCAUCAUCCUUUAUGACCAUGUUCAUCCAGUGGGUGCCUUUGCCAAGACCUCCAAGAUUGAUGUGGCAUUUAUCUGA
Molecule: messenger RNA, 988 nt
Organism: Sinocyclocheilus grahami
Lineage: Eukaryota; Metazoa; Chordata; Actinopteri; Cypriniformes; Cyprinidae
Product: protein FAM49A-like
Exons: 11
Coding region: 137-988 (283 amino acids)
Biological process (GO): regulation of actin filament polymerization
Molecular function (GO): small GTPase binding
Source: RefSeq, a predicted model, not a curated record